Molecule: messenger RNA, 3465 nt
Organism: Myripristis murdjan (pinecone soldierfish)
Lineage: Eukaryota; Metazoa; Chordata; Actinopteri; Holocentriformes; Holocentridae
Gene: glis2a
Product: GLIS family zinc finger 2a
Exons: 7
Coding region: 330-1802 (490 amino acids)
Biological process (GO): regulation of transcription by RNA polymerase II
Cellular component (GO): nucleus
Molecular function (GO): DNA-binding transcription factor activity, RNA polymerase II-specific; RNA polymerase II cis-regulatory region sequence-specific DNA binding
Source: RefSeq, a predicted model, not a curated record
UUCUCGGACGGGGUUUUCUAUUGGCAUAUAUGUGAAAACUGACUUCUCGCAACAGGCAUUUCCUCCUCCUGUUUCUCAGAAAUUGAACGAUCCCCUGUGGGAGGAUUUUUUUUAUGACUGAUUUUUUCUUUUUUCUUUUUUUUAUUUUAACCUGCCAUUGACGACAGAUAACUUAAUCGAAGAUGGUACGGGAAACGCCAGGCAAACUCGCUUGAAUUGGGCAAUUUGUAUCUGCAAAUACCUAUUGACGGCUGGUGAGCAUCUCCAGACAGACUACUGAGCACUGCCACAGGCUUUUUCCCAAGGAGGGCAGGAACAACUAAGCAGACAUGCUGUCAUUGGAUGAGCCGCUGGACUUGAAGCUGCCUGCAGGGAGGACAAAUGGGCCGGUGAGAUUAGGGAAGAGGGUUUGUCCUGCCUCUAUCUGCGCCCCCCUCAGCGCCUCACGUCCUCGCUUGCUAUGCACGACGUUCCCUUCACCACCGUCUUCCCCAGAUUCCUUGUCUCCCUCUCAAGAGCGACCCGGGUCCUGCUUCACUCCUCCGGCCAUGGACCUCAGCCUGUCACCUUCUUCCCGCCACGCCUCCUCCCUCUCCCCCUCGCCCUCCUCUCCCUCCUCCCCGUCCCCCUCCUCACCCCUGGAGUCCCCUCACAGCAGCAGCAGCCCCCUGCCCCAUCUCUUCUCACGGGAAGCAGCUUAUCCGCGAUGUGUGGAAGGCGGAGCUUCACCGCAGGGCUACCAGUUCUACCUGCCAAUCGGCAGCCCAGUGGGGAGGUACAGCUUUCCCUCCUCCCUCGGUCAGAACAGAGAGAAGCGAGUUUCCCCUGAGCCCUUGCUGGACGAUCAGCUGGCCUGCCGAUGGAUGAAGUGCCACCUGCUGUUUGACUCGCUGCAGGACUUGGUGGAUCACAUCAACGACUACCAUGUCAAGCCUGAAAAGGAUUCUGGCUACUGCUGCCAGUGGGAGGGUUGUGCUCGCAACGGGAGGGGCUUCAAUGCCAGGUAUAAAAUGCUGAUCCACAUCCGCACACACACCAACGAGAAGCCCCACCACUGUCCCACCUGUAACAAGAGCUUCUCGCGUCUCGAAAACCUCAAGAUACACACCCGCUCACACACAGGAGAGAAACCCUACAUCUGCCCCUACGAGGGCUGCAGCAAGCGUUACUCCAACUCCAGCGACCGGUUCAAGCACACACGCACGCACUACGUGGACAAGCCUUACUACUGCAAGAUGGCCGGCUGCGCAAAACGCUACACUGACCCCAGCUCUCUACGCAAGCACAUCAAAGCCCACGGACACUUUGUGGCCCAGGAGCAGGGCACACCAGGCAGGCCGGGGACAGGACUGGGCCUCCAUGGGCCGCAGGGAACCACUGAAUUGCCUUCUGCGAGCAGGGCCCACAUCAUCAUCCCUGGGGCUGCUGCGGCCCUUCUGAGUGGGCUGGGGGCCUCCCUGCCACUCUCUGCCUUUUGCCAUGCCAGAGCCUUGGGGCACCCCGGGCCGCCGCUGUUCUCACUUGUCGGCAGAGGAGGAGGAGGCGGCGCCGCGGGCGCACUAGGCCUGUCUGACUCCCCCCUGCUACCGUUUGGACUCUCAGCUGCAUCCAUGCUGGGGCUGGGAGCUCUGGGCCUGGGGCAGGCAGGCAGGAGGGAGGCAGAAGGGGACGAAGAAGAAGAGGAAGGAGCCGGAGAGCGAGAAGGGGAGGUGCUGAACCUGUCUGCCAGACGAAGUGAUCCCUUUUCGUGGGUGGUGGUCCCGUCCGGGGCACUGCUCCUCAAGCCAGCCGUUGUCAGCUAGGAUGUGCGCUCAGGCGCCAUAAAAUGAUCCAGGGAGUGCGUGGCCAUCUGUGUGUUUGCAUGUGUGUGAGCGCAUGUGUGUGUAUGGGUGUCUGUGUGUACGUGUAUGCAUGUAUGUGUGCACACAUAUGCAUGCAGGUUUGCGUAUGUAUUGUGUGUCCAGGUACAGAUGAUAGGGACACAGAAGUAUAUUGAGUGCGGGGUCUCUCACUUCCCUGCAGAUCCAUAAAGAGCACUUAAAUCAUUCCAGCCCAGAGAGGGAUUGAAUGUACAGGACACGAUGUGUACAUAACGUAACAUAACACCUUUGAGUGUUGACCUGCACCAGUACUUUGCACCAUGCAUGUUUGAACUGUCUUUAGGCGUGAAAAUCCUUGUUUAACCUUUCUCAUACCAUUCAUGCACACAUUCAUGAUCAAAAAGCAUCACAGAGAUGCUGUUCACCUGUGUUAGAUUUGCCAAGCCUCUGUAUUUUUACAGAAAGAUGAGUGUCCCUACUCUUUGUCUAUGCUGGACAACCCCCAUUGACGACACAUGGUGGAAAGCAGGGUUAUAGGUAGCAAUGGAAAAAAUAUGGGUGGUGAAGCCAUUUCCAGGCCCACAGUGAACAAAACAAUAAGCCCCCCCAGGAAAACCCAAUCUCCUGUGGCCUUACAAUGCCAUACAUUAUAAUAUCUAACAGUGGCUGGUUUCCUGGAUGUUCUUGGGGUGGAAUGCAGCUGUUGUUUGCUUUCACACUUUGCAAACUUUGGCUCAUCAUUAGCUUGAGUAUCUCACAGCACCAGUUCUGAACAUGUUAUGCAAGAUUGCGCACAGGUCAAUCUGCCGGACCACGUGAUUUUUUUUUGAAGUCGCUAGAGAAACAAAUUGUGUAGGAAACUGAAUUUAGGCUUGCAGCACAAUUUGAAUUUAUGUCCCUCGCUUGCAAUUUAUCAGUUAUGCCCUUGCUUUGUUUUUUCAGUCCAAGACAAGGAUCUGAACAGGAUCUGCCCUGCCUUAUAUAAACAUAAACAGAACCAACUGACAACCAAGUUCAAGUAGGAAACAUAUAGACAAAGAUGUGUAGAAUGCCAUGAAUAUACAUUUGCUACAGAUGAAUGUUGAACGUACUCUGCCAUGCCUAAAAAUGCACAAGAGAGAACCAAGCGGUGGUUUCAAGAACAAAAACUUCUCAAGUGUCUUUCAGGGCAAAGGGGAAAUGUUAGACAAUGGCCAUGUGCGGCCAGUAUCUGAGUUGAUUUAUCAUAUAUUCUUGUUUGCACAUUGAGGUAUCCUUUCCUAAUCAGUAUUUCAAAGGUGUCCAAGUGCCUUGUGUUACAACUGAAAUAUAUAGACAAUACACACACAAUAUAUGAAAUAAUGUUACACAAAUGUAAUUGUAUACAUGUACUUUUCAUUAUGUUUUAGAGAAUUCAAUUUUAAUAACUGACAACCGAUGUGAUUUAUACAUCAAGGCCACUGCAUCACUUUUCAAGGACGUCACUGAAGUGGAUGACAAUGACUGAGUGUCAAUAAACAAACAAUAGAGAAGACUUCGGUCUACUGUUGUGUUUCGACCGAUGUGUGCAUUUUCCAGCUCAGCUCCUGUUUCUGAUCAGUCUCAGGAGGUUUUCAGGUGGGGUUUGCUGGUUUUUCGAUUCAUUUCAGUUAUUCAAAAAUGAUUU